GACCAUGUCUCCGCCUUUUCUGCUAACUCCAUUCCAGCGUGUUUUUAACCUCCUCCCCUUUUCUUCUCUGAUUCGGGGCUGUCCCAACAAUAAGAGCCCACCUCUUGUAGCACAGCAUUACGGACAGUCCGUGGAGGAGGAAUACGCUAAAGGCUUUGGACACAGAAGCAUUAGAUUUGAACCGAGCUGUUGCCCCGCAGCGGGGGCUGAUCAAUCCGGGCAAGAUGUGGGUUUGGUACUUUCUGCUCGGUUCGGGAACGCGCACGGGCUCGGUCGAGAUGGUGAAUGUAUUCCUGGAGGUUGGCAGUGUGACGGCUUUCCAGACUGCUUUGACAAGAGUGACGAGAGGGGAUGCUUGAAGGUGAAGGCAAAAUGUGCACCCACAUUCUUUGCUUGUGCAAACGGGGUCCACUGCAUUAUUGGCCGCUUCCAGUGUAAUGGUUUCAAAGACUGCCCUGAUGGCAGUGAUGAAGACAACUGCACUGCUAAUCCUCUGGUGUGUUCAUCUGCACGGUUCCACUGUGACAAUGGACGGUGUGUAGAUCGCAGCUUUCUAUGCAAUGGACAGGAUAACUGUCAAGAUAACAGUGAUGAAGAAAACUGCCAUUCAACAGCAGAAUCCCCUGGACAGGACUUUGUGACACUGGAUUAUCGACUACGCUAUUACCCCAGUAUCACGUAUGCAGUUAUAGGCAGUGCCAUCAUCUUUGUCCUGGUAGUGGCAUUGCUGGCCCUUGUCCUGCACCAUCAGAGAAAGCGAAGUGUUUUGCUGCCACAGGGGGUCUACAGAGGUGCCUGCCACCAACCGCUCCUGCUCUCCCAGCUUGUCAUACUGGACAGAGGACAUGCCCAUCCUGGAAGCCAUGACCUUUCACCCCAGUGUUCAUCCUCAACAGAGGCAUUCAGCUCAGUCCAUAGUCUCCAGUUGCUCUCUCUUUCACAAUAUCCAAGAACUGCGAUAGACUUGCCACCAUCAUACUCGCAGGCUGUACUGGAUGUUGGCCGACCCACAUGGUUUGAUCUCCCACCUCCUCCUUACCCUCCAGAGACUACUACAGCUCAGUCUGAGAGAGAACCACCUGUAUAUGAGGACUCAGCUGAAACCACAGAAUCAGCCAGAGCUGUAUUAUCUCAAACCUGGACCAACAACACCAACACUGACACCAAUUGUGCAGAGUAAAGAGUCUUAGCAGCCACCACUGUAAAUUCAGAAGAUAUGGACUGCAUGUACAUUAUGCAAAACUCUAUGCAGAGUGUUCAGAAAGAAAAGCAUUGAUGAUGUAGAUGUUUGCAGAUUCGCUAAGUAUGUGUAAGAGCAUGUUAGUGCCAUCACCGGGUGGCCAAUUAACUGCAUUACUCUUAUCAUAACCAAUGCCAUGGCAGCCAAAAAAGCACUAUACAAAUGGUGCUAAUCCAGAAUGAGCUACUGCUUCAAAUGUACAAUUGAUACUCUUGACUGCAGUAUUCUAUGAGCAUAGACUUUACCUACUAGUGACUUGAAGGUGUCAAACCUCAUUCUCGUGAGUGGCAGUUUAAGUAAAAGAGAUGUGCUCAAUCAUUUUCAAGAUUUACAUAAAGUGUGGGGACAGUUGUGUUAAUAUUUAUAUUUAAUUAUCAUGGGUUUACAUAGAGUUCAGUGUUUAUAUUCCCUGUGAGUCUGAUGUAAAUUGGGAAUGCAGAAUGCCUCUUUGUCCAUGGCUUAAUGUUUAUGAACAUGAUGAAGUUUAUGAAGUGGGCUAAGUACUUCAAGCAUUUUAUGCUCUAAUUCUGCAUUAACUGCUGGUACUCUCCUCAGCCUCUGCUCCAGAGUGUUGCACACAUUUUAUUUCUCUCACCCAGUCUUUCUACACACCCUGAUCAUUAUAUCUUAAUAAAAGUGUCUACAUAUGGCUGGCACAUGAUAUAACACCAGGAUGUCUGAGUUAUGUGAUGAUGUUCUUCUUUUUUCUUUUGUUUUUAGAAUCUUUUUCAUUGAGCUAAAGACCAG
This is a messenger RNA of Onychostoma macrolepis, 1987 nucleotides long. It is a transcript of the gene ldlrad3, whose product is annotated as low density lipoprotein receptor class A domain containing 3. Gene Ontology annotation, molecular function: protein binding. The transcript has 6 exons. Gene Ontology annotation, cellular component: plasma membrane. Bases 5 to 1180 code for a protein of 391 amino acids. NCBI's taxonomy places the organism in Eukaryota, Metazoa, Chordata, Actinopteri, Cypriniformes, Cyprinidae. Gene Ontology annotation, biological process: receptor-mediated endocytosis. The record is from RefSeq and is a predicted model, not a curated record.